Telopea speciosissima is the source of this 1334-nucleotide messenger RNA. Its product is annotated as thermospermine synthase ACAULIS5-like. Bases 78 to 1088 code for a protein of 336 amino acids. The record is from RefSeq and is a predicted model, not a curated record. Gene Ontology annotation, molecular function: thermospermine synthase activity. NCBI's taxonomy places the organism in Eukaryota, Viridiplantae, Streptophyta, Magnoliopsida, Proteales, Proteaceae. The transcript has 10 exons. Gene Ontology annotation, biological process: polyamine biosynthetic process.
CGCUCGCUCUUGUCGUUCCUCUUUUUUGGUUUUUAUUUCUUCUUGGUUUCUUCUCUCCUUUGUGUUUUUUUUUAGUUAUGGGUAGUGAAGCUGUUGAAAUCUUCUUUCCUUCUGAAGAGAUUUCAAAUGUUCACGAUGAUCUUCACCAGAGUGAUCACAACAAAUGCUGCUGGUUUGAAGAACAGAUCGCUGACUAUCUCAAUUGGUCUUACGCUUUGAACAGUGAACUGCACAAAGGGAGCAGCGAAUACCAAGACAUUGCUCUUUUGGACACAAAGCACUUCGGGAAGAUUUUGGUGAUUGAUGGAAAGAUGCAAAGUGCUGAAACUGAUGAGUUCAUCUACCAUGAAUGCUUGAUUCAUCCACCUCUCUUAUGCCAUCCCAAUCCAAGAACCGUUUUCAUAAUGGGAGGUGGCGAAGGUUCUGCUGCAAGAGAAGCACUGAGACACAAAAAUGUAGAGAGAGUCAUCAUGUGUGAUAUCGAUAAGGAGGUCGUCGAUUUCUGCCGUAAAUAUUUGACGGUAAACCAGAAAGCGUUUAACGACAGGAAGCUUCAUCUUGUAAUCAACGAUGCCAAGGCGGAGUUGGAGUCACGUAAGGAGAAAUUUGAUGUGAUAGUCGGGGACUUGGCAGAUCCAGUUGAAGGAGGACCUUGCUAUCAGCUCUACACUAAAUCAUUCUAUGAAAGCGUGCUGAAGCCAAAGCUCAACGACAAUGGAAUCUUUGUUACUCAAGCAGGACCUGCAGGUGUACUUACCCACAAGGAGGUCUUCUCAUCCAUAUAUAACACCCUGAAACAAGUCUUUAAGUAUGUGCUUGCAUACACAGCUCAUGUGCCAUCUUUUGCAGAUACAUGGGGAUGGGUAAUGGCCUCCGACCAGCCAUUCGAUCUUGAUGCCAAACAAAUUGAUUGUAUGAUUGAAGAAAGAAUUGAUGGGGAGCUACUCUACCUAAAUGGCGCCUUCUUCAUCUCCUCUACUAUCAUGAAUAAGAGUGUUCACCUAUCAUUGCUGAACGAAACACACAUUUAUACAGAAGAAGAUGCAAGGUUCAUCCAUGGCCAUGGGAAGAAUGCUUGCCGUGCUUGAGGUCCCUUUAGUUUCAGUAAGGGGGAAGGAGGGGCAAUCACCUGUAUAGAGGAGAGGAUGCUUGGGAGUUGGGACAGCAAAAUCAAGAUACGAUCCAAGUAAAUACAAAGAAACUAGUUAAUUGUUCAAGAAAAACUUGGAACUUUCAGAAAUACUAGUGGUUCUUUACCAAAUCUUAGUUUCAUGUGCUUGUUGUAUCCUUGUAGGUCUUCAAAUAAAAAUGACCAAUAAAGAUAAAAGAAUUUU